This is a messenger RNA of Carassius gibelio (silver crucian carp), 7214 nucleotides long. Its product is annotated as regulating synaptic membrane exocytosis protein 2-like. Gene Ontology annotation, molecular function: small GTPase binding; transmembrane transporter binding. Gene Ontology annotation, biological process: regulation of membrane potential; regulation of synaptic plasticity; intracellular protein transport. The coding region runs from base 646 to 4953 and encodes 1435 amino acids. Lineage: Eukaryota; Metazoa; Chordata; Actinopteri; Cypriniformes; Cyprinidae. The transcript is spliced from 27 exons. The record is from RefSeq and is a predicted model, not a curated record. Gene Ontology annotation, cellular component: presynaptic membrane; cytoskeleton of presynaptic active zone.
ACAAUACCAAUUGGGAUUCUAUGUCGCUGCAUCCAUUUUUGUGUAUUUAAGAUAUCUUCAAGGAUUUCCAAACCUGGAGAAAAGCGAGGCACCUGUGCAGAGGGACUCAAAAGGGAAGCAAACAUUUAUUAUGAGAUGCAAAAUAACUUGUCCAGGACGAUGACAGCGAUGGGUUAGGAAGGAUUGAACAGGAUGAUGGCCAAAUAAAAGGCAAGAGGCGAUUUCACAUCAUCACUGAGAUCUGGAAUAACAACUGAGAUCUGCUUAUUUUAUUGACAAUGCAUCGCUGCAUUAUUUUUAUUCCCUUUGUGUUGAGGAAGAGGAGAUUUUUAAACAGGAAUACGAUAAUUUCAAUAGCCAUUGCCUUUAAAGGACCAGCUGUGUCCCUUCUUCUAUUGCUCAAAGAAUGAUUGAUGUAAUUGAUCUAAAAUCUAAAAGAGCUUAUCAUUUCAAUAGUAGUAUUAUAACUUAACCACCUCUGUUAGUGUUUUAAAACAUCAUAACGUUCAUCAGAGAUACUGCUGUGGGUCAUGAUGCUUUGAUUCCUGAUUCCUACCAAAACCCACCGAAGAUUGAUCAAAUAGACCUUGCAUUCAUCAUGGAUUAAGUCUGGUUAUUGAUCUUCUUUAGCAUCGGCGUGUAAAGAUGUCAGCUCCAGCCGUGCCCCGCAGCGGGCCUGUCCUGCCGGAGAUGCCGGACCUGAGCCACCUCACCGAGGAGGAGAGGAAGAUCAUCCUCGGUGUCAUGGACAGGCAGAAGAAAGAGGAGGAGAAGGAGCAGACCAUGUUGAAGAAAUUGCACCAGCAAUUUGAAAUGUAUAAGGACCAGGUGAAGAAGAUGGGGGACGAGGCACCGAUCACCCAGGAGCAGAAGAGUGAUGCACCCACCUGCGGAAUCUGCCAUAAAACCAAGUUUGCCGACGGCUGUGGCCACCUCUGUUCUUAUUGCCAAACCAAGUUCUGCGCUCGCUGUGGAGGAAGAGUUUCACUGCGCUCUAACAAGGUGAUGUGGGUAUGCAAUCUGUGCCGAAAACAACAAGAAAUCCUCACCAAGUCAGGGGCCUGGUUCUACAGCAGCCCAGGGGGUGUCCUUCCCUCAGGUGCGAGUGACCCUCGCUGCCGCCACGAAGAGGCUCCACAGGAGAAGAAGGCCAAACUGCAGGAAGCCCCACUGCUGUACCAGGGUCCUCCAGGAGACCGUAGCAGAGCUCCAGGACUCCCGCGACAGGCGUCCCUAAAUAACGACUCUAGUCUGAAGCCUAACGAUCCUCUGAGCAUCAAGAAAAGAAGCCCAUCAGCAACCAGGGAUCCAAACCAAAAAUACGACCAAAGGGAGGAGAAGGCAGAGCGUUCACAGUAUGCCCCAGGGGCGGGCGGCAUGCCACGAUCGCCGUCUGACUACGGGGCUGGAGACCGCCAGUGGCGUGGAGGCUACGGUCGCUCCUACGAGGAUGCGGAGGUAGCGAGGAAUGCGUACCGUGCUCGACGGGGUGGCUGGCACUCUCAGGAAGAAUAUCCACCUGAAGCUGGCUUCCUGCCCGAUGGCCCGCCUCUCAGCGAGCAUGAGCUUCAGCGGCAACGGCAGGAGGAGUACCAGAACCGCUACCGCAGUGACCCAAACCUGGCCCGCUACCCAGUCAAACCACAACCUUAUGAGGAACAGAUGCGCAUGCAUGCGGAGGUUUCACGGUUUAGGCACGAACGGCGCCACAGUGAUGUCUCCCUGGCAUACACAGAGAUGGAGGAGCCCUUCGGGCCCCCGCGGGAUACCCACUACUCACCAGGUCCUGGACACACCCACUGGAGGUCCAACCACAGUCCACCCGACGUGGACUCCCUCAAUAGGCAGCAGCACCUGGAUCCCGUCUCAGCCGUACGGAAGAGUAAACGAGAAAAGAUGGAUAGUAUGUUGCGGAACGACUCGCUCAGUUCCGACCAAUCAGAGUCCGUCAGGCCGCCGCCACCCAAACCUCACAAGACCAAGAGGGGUGGCAAAAUGAGGCAGGUGUCCCUGAGCAGCUCAGAGGAGGAACUGGCCACUACACCGGAGUACACCAGCUGUGAAGACGUGGAGAUCGAGAGUGAGUCUGUGAGCGAGAAAGGAGAUUUGGAUGGCCACUGGUGGGAUCAUACAACGUGGCAUAGCAACGAUGCUUCCUCCAUGUCUUUGCACCCGGUCACAUGGCAGCCCUCCAAAGAUGGAGAUCGACUCAUCGGCAGGAUUCUGCUCAACAAGCGCAUGAAGGAUGGCAGCGUCCCCCGCGACUCUGGAGCUCUUCUGGGAUUGAAAGUGGUUGGAGGAAAGAUGACAGAGUCUGGGCGACUAUGUGCAUUCAUCACCAAAGUAAGGAGAGGGAGUUUAGCGGAGACAGUUGGGCAUCUCAGACAAGGUGACCAGGUCCUAGAGUGGAAUGGCCGAAAGUUGCAAGGAGCCACAUUUAAAGAAGUUUACAAUAUCAUUUUAGAAUCAAAGCCAGAGCCUCAGGUGGAACUAGUGGUCUCAAGACCCAUUGGCGAUAUCCCCAGGAUACCAGAAAGCACACACUCACAACUGGAAUCCAGUUCGAGUUCAUUUGAGUCUCAGAAGAUGGAGCGUCCCUCCAUAUCUAUCACGUCUCCCAUGAGCCACGGAGUGCUGCGGGACGCCCCACAGUACUUGUCGGGACAGCUUACAAGCCAAAGCCUUAGUAGAAGAAUUGAGCCUUUUAACCCUAAAGUUCAGGUCAAACUUUGGUAUGACAAAGUCGGCCAUCAGCUAAUCGUCACCAUUCUGGGUGCAAAGGACCUGCCUUCAAGAGAAGACGGCCGACCGCUCAAUCCUUACGUGAAGAUCUACUUCCUCCCUGACAGAAGUGACAAAAGCAAAAGAAGAACAAAAACAGUAAAGAAAUCACUAGAGCCCAAAUGGAACCAGACCUUUAUGUAUUCCCCCGUCCACCGGCGGGAGUUCAGGGAACGCAUGCUGGAGAUCACGCUGUGGGACCAGGCCCGAGUCCGAGAGGAGGAGAGCGAGUUCUUGGGAGAGAUCCUCAUAGAGCUGGAAACAGCACUGCUGGACGAUGAGCCGCACUGGUAUAAGCUACAAACACAUGACGUCUCAUCGGUACCCCUACCGAAGAGCUCCCCCUGCCUUCAGAGACGAGCGCUGCAUGGAGACAGUCCCACACGCAGACUGCAGAGGUCUCAGAGGAUCAGUGACAGUGAGUUCUCAGACUAUGACUGUGAUGAUGGUGUUGGCGUCGUAUCAGACUUUAGAAACGGCAGGGACCUCCAGAGCUCCACCCUCUCUGUGCCGGAGCAGGUCUUAUCAUCCAAUCACUGCUCUCGGUCAGCCGACAUCAACCGAGCGCGCUCACGGUCUCCCAGCAUGCCCCCUACUCAGAGUCAUUUUCUCACCUUACCUCGAACCCGACACAGUCAGCCUCAUGACAGUCAGCUGGAGGAACUCAGGAAUUACGGCGAUCCGGACAGGCACGAGUAUCACCACAGGUCCCGUUCUGCAGACCAGCGGUCCGUGCUGGAGCGGCCCAUGCACAGUCGCUCUCGCUCCACAGAGCGGCCGCCCGAUAGACCCCACAUGAGAUCAUCGAUGCCCUCCCUGCAGUCAGGACACUCUGCUCCACCCUCCCCUGCCUUACCAAGGGUGCAUCCUCGUGGUGGGUCGGUUCAGACCAGCCCCACCGGGACCCCCGUGAACAGCAGGAGAGGACGACAGCUCCCACAACUGCCUCCAAAAGGGACGCUGGAAAGAAGUGCUAUGGAUGUUGAGGAGCGGACGCGGCAGAUGAAACUGAAGAUGAACAAGUACAAACAGGGAACAGGCUCAGACUCCAGACUGGAACAGGACUAUCACAAGCGUUCAGGCAGGGAUCCUCAGCGGGGAGAAAACCUCUCGGCCAAGUCUUCGGACAGUGAUGUUAGCGACGUGUCCGCUGUGUCGAGAACCAGCAGUGCGUCUCGAUUCAGCAGCAUGAGCUACAUCUCUGUCCAAUCAGAACGGCCGCGGGGCAGCCGCAAGAUCAGGCAAAUGGGAACGGCGGCCGGGGGCAACAUGACCAAGAGCACCAGCAUCGGCGGAGACAUGUGCAGUCUGGAGAAGACCGACGGCAGCCAGUCGGACACGGCCGUGAGCCUGGUGGGAACCGUUGACAAGAAACGGCGCUCCAGUAUCGGUGCCAAGAUGGCGGCGGUCGUGGGGUUGAGCCGAAAGAGCCGCAGCGCAUCGCAGCUCGGCCAGACAGAAGCAGGAGGAAAGAAGCUGCGCAGCACUAUCCAGAGGAGCACGGAGACGGGACUGGCUGUAGAGAUGAGAAGCAGAAUGACCCGGCAGGCCAGCCGAGAAUCCACUGACGGCAGCAUGAACAGCUACAGCUCAGAGGGAAACCUCAUUUUCCCCGGAGUGAGACUCUCUUCUGACAGUCAGUUCAGUGAUUUCCUGGAUGGACUUGGCCCCGCCCAGCUUGUGGGGAGACAGACAUUAGCCACACCCCCUAUGGGUGACAUUCAGAUCGGGAUGGUGGAAAAGAAAGGAGCUCUAGAGGUAGAGAUCAUCCGAGCCAGAGGCCUUGUGGGAAAAUCAGGUUCUAAGGCACUGCCAGCCCCUUACGUAAAGGUGUAUUUACUGGAGAACGGCGCCUGCAUAGCCAAGAAGAAAACUAAAGUAGCACGAAAAACACUGGACCCUCUUUACCAGCAGCAGCUGUCGUUCGAAGAGACCCCAGGAGGAAAGGUUUUACAGAUCAUUGUGUGGGGAGACUAUGGACGUAUGGACCACAAAUCCUUCAUGGGAGCCGCUCAGAUACUUUUAGAUGAUCUGGACUUGUCCAACAUGGUUAUUGGCUGGUUCAAACUUUUUCCUCCCUCUUCAUUGGUCGACUCAACCUUGGCCCCGUUGACCAGAAGAGCUUCCCAGUCAUCUCUCGACAGUGGGUCUGGGCCGUUCGGACGCUCGUAGCAGUUUUCUGAAAUCUAGCGUUAUUGUAGCAGCCAUUGGGUGGAGUUUGAGAUUUGCGACAGGUCCCGCCCCCCCGGUAACACUGCAUGCUUGAUGUUGUGUGUUCAGAGCUUGUUUCUUAGGGGUGAAAAAAGCGGUCGCAAAAAAAUGCUGCACAAAUUGUGUGCAAAAAGAGCAACCCCUAUAGGGCAAGGACGAGACAAAGCUGGAAAAUUGUCUCCUUAGCUUGAGGAACGUCACCAUUCCUGCUUUUAGAUCCUAUUUGAAGCCAUUUGAGAUGAGUCUGAACUGAGAACUGACCCAUCGAGUUCUUCAGAAGCCCUUUUUGAAAUGGGGUGAAAUGUUCUUUUCAACUUUCUUUUCCCAUUUAUGUUUCUUCUAAUGUUGUAUGUAUUUGUAUCUACAUGGGCUAACAGUGUUCCUUGGGUCAAGCCAUGCCAACAGACCCAGAAAUGUACACACAAAACAAGAAUAUGACAUGGGAAUGAACACCUCACUCCCCAGUCAGCCGAGAGAUGAAAUGUAUAGGCUUGAUUUCUCUUUUAAGAUCAAAUUGAAGUACUGUACUUCUCUUGAUACCGUAUGAAACCUAAACAAGAAAUAAUGAGGUUUUUUUGUUGCAUGGAGAAAACUUUAGCUGAACCUAAAAAUAAAAGUGGAUAGAAGAUAAUUUUCUCAGACUGCUACUUGCAACAAAAAAAAAGAUGACGAGAAAAAAAAAAGAAAAAUGUGUCAGAUCAGCCAUUUUCAACAAUUUCUAUUAUUUGUAAAGAUAAAUUUCGCUAGUGCAUGAUUUUCAUGGGGAGUGAAUGCUACCGUGUGAUUAAAAAACAAAACAGAAACAAACCAUGAAACCUUGUUUUGUGUCCUGUAGACCGUUCAUUGGUCUCUCUACUGUAUUUUUACAGACAAGCAGAUAAAUGACAAGUUGAACAUUUUAUUUACAGUGAGAAAUCUGUUCAUGUGACAAAUAUGUAAAAAAAAAAAAUGUCUAUGAUUUAUUAUUGUAAAGGCGUAAGCCUUAUGAAGCUAAAGAUGAUGUGCAAAUUGUACGUUUCUCUACUUCUCCCUUGUCCCAGGGUAAACUCUCUGUACUUAUCGUUUCGGUCGUCAAAUUUUUCAUUGUUCCAGUACUUUUAGAAUUUUCAUUUUCAGGGCUUGUUCGUUUCCUACAGCUCUUCUAGUUUUAAUCUAUAUAUUGUUUUGGAGUUCGCUCGUUUAAAAAGCAUGUUGAAAAGGGUUUUUGGCAACAUGGCUUGGGCACAUCUUACAUUAACUCAGCAUGUUUUGAUAAAGACGAUAUUUGGAGAGAAAAGAAAAAGCGGUUUGUUGUACAGUGCAUGUCGACGGCGAUCCUCUCUCCCCCUUCACCCUCAAUUGGAUUUUAGUGAAAAUUAGGCAGUGGUCUCACACGGACUAGAAGGGCAAAAUUCCGAAUGAACAUUCCACCCUGUAAGUUCAUACUUUGACAAAUUUAAGGGAAAAACGUGACCAGGGAUUUUUAUAUCUUUACGGAAAUAUGAGCUGCAGUAUUCCUGACAAAAGAGCCCAAAAGUUCACAAGGUCUUUUUACCGGAGAUGGCUGCAGCUCGCUGACUUUCGCAGUAUUGUGCUGUACAGUUUUCCGAGCAUGAUGCUGUCUGCAGAGAAAUGCACAUCGGGACGAUGAUAUUUGCCACACAAUAUAACUGGUUUUUAUUUCUUCGUUUCAAGGAAGCAAGUCAUUUAAUAUAUUUUUGUUAGUUUAUUUACAAGCCAAGACCUAUUUAUAUUUUAUUUUCUAUUUUUUAGUAAUAAUCAGAGCUUCUUAUAUCGGAGAAGUUUAUGAAUCAUAGUUUUAUUGCCUGAAUGGAAAUAUACACUGAGACAUUACACCUCUUCCUUUGAAAAUAAACUCUUCUGAUUAACCAAUAUGAUUUUUUUAAACUUAUCAAGCUUUCAGUGUACUUAUGAUUUUUGUGUUAAGUCUGUCACAAUCGACAGAAUUCUAAUAGAAAUCUCUAUUAAAGCAAACUCUCUAGAUAUUGUCAUCUUAUGGAAUUGGGAUAAUGUCUCAUGAUGUCAAAGGUAUGUUCUGUUCCAAAUCAUUGGAAUUCAUUUUUUUUUUUUUUUUUUUUUUUUUUUUGGUGCAAUGUGUUCAUGCCAAGGCUAUGUCUUGGUCAAGUAUGGUUGAGUACAGAGAUUUAUGUAAGUUAUUUUUCAAAUUAAAAAAUAAAAAGUGGAUAUUACACUGGAAAAUGAGCAUUUGCAAACAACAGCAA